AUGAAAAUCGACACUGGAAUUCUCAUCAACGCCCCCGCGUAUAUGGUUCGCGAGAAGAUCCUGGAUUUUGGCAAUUACAGCAGUUGGAAUCCAUUCUUUACUUCUAUCAAGGUUAUUGAAGACACCCAAAAUUCGAAAACCAAGGUUGGCCCGGGCACUCGUUUGGACGUGAGCAUGAAAGACGCGCAGAGUGGUAAUACCUCGAGUUUCCAGCCCGUUGUGUUGGCUAACGAUGUGGAAAAAUUGGAAUGGCAAGGAACGUUGGUGGGAUCGUGGUUUUUCGCAGGAACACAUCGAUUCGAGUGUAAAACCAGCGAGGACGGACGCACUUGCGAGUUUCGCCAGUCGGAGCAGUUCAGCGGGGUCGCAUUGCCCUUGUUAAGGCCCUUUUUGAGCGGAACCUCCAAAGGAUUUGAAAGAAUGAAUGAAGCGCUCAAAAAAGAGUGUGAGUCGAGGCCAUGA
Lachancea meyersii CBS 8951 is the source of this 462-nucleotide messenger RNA. The record is from the annotation of a GenBank genome assembly. Lineage: Eukaryota; Fungi; Ascomycota; Saccharomycetes; Saccharomycetales; Saccharomycetaceae.